AUUAUGUGCUAUCACAGCCAAGUAGGAAGUGGCAGCUGCUGCAAACAUGUCGACUGCUAUGAACUUCGGGAGCAAAACAUUCAAACCUCGACCUCCAGAAAAAGGCUCUUUCCCAUUAGAUCAUUAUGGUGAAUGUAAACCUUUCAAAGAGAAGUUCAUGAGGUGUUUGAGAGAGAACACAUAUCAGAGUGGCCCCUGCCGGGAGGCAUCUAAGGAAUAUUUGGAAUGUAGAAUGGAAAGGCAGUUAAUGGCAAAGGAACCAUUGGAGAAGCUAGGUUUCAAGGACCUGGUUAACAAUCAGAAAACUGAAGAGCAAAAUAAAUUAUGAAAACCCCCUUUUUUUUGGACUACUUUUUGCAUUUCCGGAACACAAAAUUCUGCAAGAGUCUUGCGAGUGGCGAAAUGUUUGUUUUCAUUGGACAGUGUAUGCUUGAAAUCACUGUGCAAGUGUGAGAAGGGAUCAGUUUCUUUAAUGACACCUUACAGAAAUCUUUUGAUGGCUCUGCAUGUAAUCUUGUGUUCUCCUAAAUUCAGUUCUGUGAACUUUUAUUAAAUACAUGUUCAUGCAGUGC
Pelobates fuscus (common spadefoot toad) is the source of this 572-nucleotide messenger RNA. Its product is annotated as cytochrome c oxidase assembly protein COX19. The transcript has 3 exons. NCBI's taxonomy places the organism in Eukaryota, Metazoa, Chordata, Amphibia, Anura, Pelobatidae. Gene Ontology annotation, cellular component: mitochondrial intermembrane space. The coding region runs from base 47 to 328 and encodes 93 amino acids. The record is from RefSeq and is a predicted model, not a curated record. Gene Ontology annotation, biological process: mitochondrial respiratory chain complex IV assembly.